AUGCUAUGUAUAGUGUCCAUCAAUGGGUCAUUCCCCAACCAAAAGAUGCAUGGCUUCAUGCUAGUUGCUGUGCCUCAAUAUGUUUUGUGUUUUAUUCCAGUGGCCAUCAAUGGGUCAUUCCCCAACCAAAAGAUGCAUGGCUUCAUGCUAGUUGCUGUGCCUCAAUAUGUUUUAUGUUUUAUUUCAGUGUCCAUCAAUGGGUCAUUCCCCAACCAAAAGAUGCAUGGCUUCAUGCUAGUUGCUGUGCCUCAAUAUGCUCAGGAUGAAUCUACUCAAAUGGGAACAUUCUCGUUGUUUCCCGAUGGCUUAACAGAGUUUGCAGCCGAUUGUAAAUGGGUUGUCACGACGACAUAUCAUCACAGGAAGUCAGGAGUCUCUGUCUUAUGGACGGCACCCCCUGCGGGAUCAGGGUGUGUGGAGUUCAGAGCGACAGUGAUAGAAUAUAAAGACAUAUGGUAUCGUGAUGACGGGGCACUCACUCGGACACUCUGUGAAGAAUCUGGGGAAGGAGGGACUGAUGCCCCGAUUGAGCUAGUGACAGAUUGCUGUGCCUGUGGGGUUGCAAAAUACCAGAUGACGUUCCAUGGAAUAUGGUCAAGACAGACACAUCCCAAAAAAUUUCCAACGAACACUCAUCUGUUACAUUGGUCGAACAUCGUUGGAUCUUCCCACAGUCGCCACUACGUUCCAUGGCAAUAUGGUAGCUACUCUUCACGGGGAGUCAAGGAGGUCUGCGAGUAUGGGUGGUCAAAAACAUUGGAACAGGAGAUGAGAACCCAUAGUGACCACGUGAGAACUGUCAUCAAGACAAGUGGCAUUUGGGUGAACUUGAAACAGUCUCGAUGGGCAAGAUUCAGCGUUAACCGCACCCAUCACUUCAUGUCUAUGUUAACUAUGCUUGGGCCUAGCCCCGAUUGGUGUGUUGGUACAUCUGCACUGAACCUCUGUAUAAACAGCAACUGUAGCUGGGCUGGUGAUCAGACCAUAGAGCUCUAUCCCUGGGAUGCUGGUACUGACAGUGGUACUGAAUAUAUGUCACCCAACAGGAAAACAGAUCCCCCAGAGAAAAUCCAUAGAAUCACUAACACGUUUCCCAAGCAGACAAAAUCUCCAUUUUACGAUCCAGAUAACCCGAUAAAACCGCUAGCAAGACUUGAGAUCAAACGUAUUUAUCCUAAACCAGGAAUGCCUGCUACCUGCGAUGCAUCAAGUGAAGAAGAGGCUGACAAUGAAGUCGGCACAGAUGACAAUAUUGGUGAAAAUCCAAAACCUGGAAUGAAUAAACCAGGCAUGCCUCAAGAUCCAAUCACCCAGGAGAUGCUUAUGAAAUGCAAGACUUCUGAUUGGUCAGACUGGAGUGACUGUAGCGCUACCUGUGGUGUCGGGAUGCAUUUCCGUAAACGUAUGUUCAUUAUGGAAGGCAUAAAUGAAGAUAUGUGCCCCCAUGUUGAAUUAAUGGUCAAAGAGAGAUGUCUCGGAGUUGAGAAUGAAUGUGAUGCUAAGGGGCCUUGCGGGGUCACAAACUGGUCUGAUUGGUCCCCUUGCUCUGUGACAUGCGGGAAAGGCAUGCAGGAGCGACUUCGUCAUUUCAUCAAGCCUAUGGAAGGACUAGAAUGUAACAAGGAGAUGUUCCAAAAGCAGAUGUGUAUAGGAGGGGAAUUCAUGGACUGUAACAAGGCACGGAUGAUGCAGAACUGGCCAGUUAUCUGUUCCCAACCAAGAGACGAGGGUCCCUGUAGAGGUAACUUCCGGCGAUGGUCUUAUGACGCUGAGACUCGCAAAUGUAUGCCGUUUACAUAUGGUGGUUGCCGUGGUAACCAAAAUAAAUUUGGAACAGAGGAAGAAUGCAUCAAUAGCUGUAUAGUACCCCCACCAGAUAACGGACCACGCAAACAAAUGCCUACUGAUGACCCACAUGCUGGAUUAGAACAUGAACGAGGCAUGGACAAGAAACCAAGAGAAGAGGAUAACAUCAAUGGUGCUGAUGAGGAGGAAUUUGGAGGCAAGAAGAUGAUGCCGAUUGACUGUAUGGUGACCCCUUGGUCUGAUUGGGGACAAUGCUCCGUCACAUGUGGACGAGGGUUCAUGGCAAGGAAUCGCAUGAUAAAGCGAGCAGCUGAAAACGGUGGGAAGAGAUGUCCGAAAAAAUUGAAGCAGAAACGCAGAUGCAAAAAAGAAAAAUGCCCGGUUGACUGCCAGCUAGGAGAAUGGGGACCUUGGACUCAAUGUGGGAAAACGUGUGGUGAUGCAAUCCAGGAGAGGACUCGACCAAUCGUAAAGCAGCCUCGUCGAGGAGGCCAAUACUGUGAGCCGACAUUGGAGAGACGCUAUUGUGUGUUACCAACAUGCCCUGAUUUAUCUAAGAGAAUGUCUCGAGAGCAAAGGCAGAAGGAAUUAAUGAGGGCUCCAAGAAAACAAACACGUUAUUAAUAACCAUGGUAACAGUACAUGAAGCGACCAUGGCAACAGGAAUGCCAACUUACAAUAUAGUUCUGGUUGUAUAACACUAACCUCUUUAUGGAAGCAAUGUUGUAAAAUAUGGCAACACACAAUGACAGACCAUGUUACCAUAGGAACCCAUAAUUUGGUAUAUGGCAAUCCCAUAGAUAUCUUGGCAACAUCAUGGUUACCAUAGCAACAUGUUAGAAACUAUACAGCAGAUAAAAGAAGAGCACAAACAGUAAAUGGAAUCAAGAUUGAAGCCGAAACUGAUGAGGGUAAUAACUCAAAGACACACAUUUUUAGUUAUUGAAGGAAAUGCUGCAUGGGCUAAAUGAAAAUAUGUAAAAGCUUAAUUGAGGAUCCAGGACUAUUUAGACUGGGACCUCUGACAGUGGAACUUUUGACAUUGUUCAUUUUGACAGCAUUUAUUUGUAUGUCAUUUACAUUGUAAUAUUACAUUGUAAUAUAGUGUAAUUAUAAAUAUAUAUUUUAUCACAUGCAUGUUGCAAUAUGUACACAAGUUGAAACCUUUUGUACAAAAUAUAGUAUCCCAUUUUUUUCAUUUCAUUUCUAGAAUUUACUUUUAUUAAAAUACUAUGUGAUUUUAAGAAUAUUAAAUUUGGUGCUUGUGUACAAGUAGAGACCAUAGAUAAGUUAGAGAAGGCAUUAUUAAAUGUGAUACAAAGUUUGCUUUGGAGAAUGAAACUCCUGUUGACCAAAACAUAUUUUGUAUUUUACUGACUCCAUUUAUAUAAAGAAAUGUACAGAAUACAGUAACAAAUAAAGUUUAUUCAAUAAAAAGAAUAUUCAAGAGUUAAAUUACUAUUUGAUAGCAUAACCUUGAAAAUAUCCUGACUUACAAGUGGUGAAACGAGUUAAA
Owenia fusiformis is the source of this 3322-nucleotide messenger RNA. The record is from the annotation of a GenBank genome assembly. NCBI's taxonomy places the organism in Eukaryota, Metazoa, Annelida, Polychaeta, Sabellida, Oweniidae.